AUGGAUCCCUUCUCGCGGGAUGCCCCACACUCAUCUGCCGCUUCCAGUAACGGUUCGCCUACCGUGUCCAGCGAGAGCCCGGGGACGGCGACCUCGUCGACUCCUUCCACACUAUCGGCGACCUCGGAUGUCCGCCUGUCGCAGUCUUCGGCCGCGCAGCCGCCUUCAGUCCCCGCCGCAUGCCUUGCCUGCCGCAGCAAGCAUCUGAAGUGCGACGGGCUCACUCCCUGCUCGCGCUGCUCGAGCUCUAACUGCGAGUGCGUCUAUAUCGCUUCGCGCCGUGGCUACAAGGGCCCGCGCAGAAACACCGCGCAGAACCCUAACAAGCGCCAUGCAUCUUCGUCGCCCCCGUAUUCCGAGCCCGCAGACAGCUGCCCGAUGCUGCUCGGUCGUGCACCCGUAUCUAUCCCUCCCCCUGCUGUCCAUGUCUUCAACCCAACCAUCGCUCUUCCGGAGCAGUCGCCCGUCUCCUACGCGACGACCACUCCGGCCCAGCCAAACCCGCCUCUCUACCGGAACCCCUUCGCCCCCGUCCUGGAUCCCAACGCCAUGGCCUUGACGACGACUACUGUCCCGCCCACCCAGGCCCCCGUCUUGAGCCUGGCCGAGCGGUGCUUCGAUGCCUUUUAUCACUUCUUCCACGCCGGCCACCCCUUUGUGCUCCCAAAGGAAUUCUUCGUCCGCCUGCUCAAGGACAACUCGGCCCCCAAUGUCAACGUUGUGCUGGCCGCCAUGAGAUACAUCGGCUCCCUGUAUCUAGACGCCGGCCCGGCCCGGGCGACGUACCUUGACGAGGCAAUCAGGCUGUGCUAUCUAUCCUCGACGGCCAAGGACGGCUAUCUCAUCCAGGCCCUCCUGCUCAUCAUCAUCGGACUGGACGGCAGCUGCGAGCAGGAAAGAGCUAGGGAGCUUCUGGCCGACUGUGAGCGGUUCGCCAUUGAGAUUGAUCUCAACAAGCGCGAGUUCGCCUCGAUGCGAGGCCACGGCAAUAACGUCUUAGAGGAAAGCUGGCGGCGGACCUGGUGGGAGCUCUACGUCUGCGACGGCAUGAUUGCCGGCGUCCACCGCGUCACCAACUUCUUGCUCUUCGACAUCUCGGCAGAUGUGGGGCUGCCGUGCGAAGAGCAACAGUAUCUCACUGGGCGCAUCCCUCCGACCGCAUACAUGGAAGACUUUGACGACCAGAUCUUCUCUGGCGAAGACCGCGAGUUCUCAUCGUUCGCUUACCGCAUCGCCGCCGCGAGGAAUCUCGGACGGUUCAUGCGGAUGCCAAACCUCAUGUUUCCCGACGACGAAAACGUCGCCAGGGUGGAGGCGCUCCUCACCAACUGGAGGAUACACCUCCCCGAGUCUAAGAGGGACGAUCUGGGCAAGAGCUGCCAGCUCGACGAGAUGAUGUUCCAGGCCCACUUCAUUACCCAUGCGUGCACCAUCAUGCUCCACCAGCCGCUGUCGCAGCUGGACUCGUCGCCGGUCCAGGCGGUGACGUCGUGCGCCCCGCACCGGCCGGUGCCCGCGGGCGACAACUUCAACGCGCAUACCCGGCACACCAUCACGGCGGCUUGCGAGAUCAGCAAAAUGGUGACGCAGCCAGUACCGAUCCUCAACCACACACACUUCUUCACGUGCGUGGUGACGCUGUCGUCGAUUGUGCACCUCUCCAAGUGGGCGCUGUACUUUAUCGACGACGAAGAGGACCUCCGGCAGCAGAUCCGGCUCAACAUUGGCGCGCUCAACAAGAUCAGCAAGGUCUGGAAGGCGGCCAACACGGCGUGGGGCCAGGUCCGCGGCGUCGCCCAGGAGAUCUAUCGCGAGAAGAAGGCCCAGCAGAUCAGCCCGACCUUCUGGGUCGGCUUCACGCAGGAGCAGAUGAUCAGCAACAUCAAUGCCGACGAGGGCAUCAUGAGCGAGUUCAACAGUAUGCUCACGCAAGUGACGCAGGGUCAGUGA
Molecule: messenger RNA, 1950 nt
Organism: Lasiosphaeria miniovina
Lineage: Eukaryota; Fungi; Ascomycota; Sordariomycetes; Sordariales; Lasiosphaeriaceae
Exons: 4
Coding region: 1-1950 (649 amino acids)
Biological process (GO): DNA-templated transcription; regulation of DNA-templated transcription
Molecular function (GO): DNA binding; DNA-binding transcription factor activity, RNA polymerase II-specific; zinc ion binding
Source: RefSeq, a predicted model, not a curated record